Messenger RNA from Stegodyphus dumicola, 1646 nucleotides. RefSeq lists its product as uncharacterized. Lineage: Eukaryota; Metazoa; Arthropoda; Arachnida; Araneae; Eresidae. The record is from RefSeq and is a predicted model, not a curated record.
AGCGACCUGUGAGAGUCUUCAGUAGCCUUCAUAUCUACCACCGCGUGAAGUACACUCUUCCUAUUAACCUCAUCGCUUAUAUUCUAGUUAUUUUAAGAAUUGUUUCAAAAUGUAUUGCGCUCUGGUUUUACUCAUUACGGCUGCGAUCUUCGUUGCUUCCUUUGACGCCACUCUAGAUUCUGUACUUGAAGAAAUGAAGAGCCCACUCAAUAUUAGUUCUAAGCAUAUAUCAGAAAUGGCUCAUAAUUCUUCUAUAGGAUUAAUUCAAGGGAUAGAUUUCUUCUCAGGAGGCAUAAUAAACAUAAGUGCAAUCUUAGCCAAUGAUACUCGUAAAUUUCCUUUCGACUUCAAAACAGAAGUUACAUCUAAUUCAGCUGUAGAUAGUGUUCGAGCUGAUGGCUGCGGAAAGAUCCUUCUAGACAAAUUGGAAAGAAGUUGUCUCGAUAAAUUCGAAAGAUUGGUUACGCAAAGUCAAAGCAUUGUAGAUGAUGCACAGAAGACGACAAAAAUAUGCUGUGCUAUAGCUGAUUAUGAGAAAUGCAGUCUUAGAGCUUACAACAAGGCAAAUUGUGGUGCUGAUAAGGAAGAAGUUCAGAAUCACAUCAAUGCUGUCACGACAUUCAUGACUUUCUUUGUCAGCCGCCGCAGUUGUACAGAAUUCCGUGGACAGUGCGCAAUGGUUUCUUCCUCUCGAGCGAUUAUAGUCUCGUGGAUGGUUCUGUUGCCUUUAGGGUUAAUGCUUAUAUAUUAGACAUUCCGACAAUUUUCAACUUUGAAAAUGUAACAUUUAUAUACCGUUAAGGACUUUAAGCAAAUAUUAUAGUUUAAUUAUAGUUUUCCGAUCAAAUGGUUUUCUGAUGCAGCUCAUUAAUUAUUGAAAUUAUUAUUACUGAAAUUUGAAAUUUUGGAGAAAUGAUUUUAUGAAUGACGAUGUGAAAAGAUUAAAAAUUUUAAAUUAAGUCCGAAAUUUUCAAUGAGAUUGAUGAACAGCUAUCUGAUAAUGUGAAAUUUCUUAGUAUUAAUAUUCACUUUACUUAAAUUAUUUGAGACACUGGUGUAUUAAUGUAUGCCCAGGGUCUCAGACGACAUAAUCGUACAAUUUUUGAAGGUCUUAUAUAAAAAUAUAUGCAUAUAUAUAUAUAUAUAUAUGUGUGUGUGUGUGUCACGUUUAUAUAUAAGAUUAAUACCGCCUCAAGCAGGGGCGUAGCUAGAACUUCCAGCGCCCGGGGACAACUGAAGAAUUUGCGCCCUUUUCUGUGUGCCAAGAAUGGAAAAAAUUUCAUUAAAAAAAUUCGUAGCAUCAGUUUGGCGCCCCUUAGAUGCUCCGCCCGGGAACAGAUGUCCCCAUCUUUCCCCACCCUAGCUACGCCGCUGGCCUCAAGUCUCAAUGGAUUUGUCAGGCGAAACAUGUUUGCAUGAUUUAGUUAAUCAACUUGGUUGGAGGCUUCAAGCACUUUCAAACUUGGUUGGACGCAAAUUUUUAUGUGCACGUUUUUCAAAUUUUUCUGUAGUUUGGAAAGCUUUUUUUAAAAUAAUUUAUAAUUUACUUUGUAACUCAUAUUACGAAGUGUUUCUGGAAUUUUGACAGGAAACUGCAUGUAUUUUUAACGACUUUUCUAGUUUUCAAACUUCCUUUCUUAUUUAAA